AUAUCAAAUUGGUUGGUAUCGUUGCUGGCCGCUAUUCUCGGCUCAUCGCUUGAUGCAUUCGAUCCUGUUGCACUCACCUUCUGCCUGCCCACGUGGGAGAAAAUGACUAAAAUCACACACCACCACCUACUCAUCGACACUACUACUCGUUUUGUCUUUCAGCCCGUGUCGGACGGACACACGGACACACAUACACACAGACACACAUACAGUUUGCAAGAGUCAUCCCCGUUCCGGUGGGCUCUAGACACAUGUUCGUUGCGUCACGUGGUCGUGAUUGUCCAUUCGAAGGGUCGGUUGCCAAGCCGACAUGUGACACCAGCACGGCAACCAGACUUUGAGCCGGCCUUUUUGACAGAGCCGAUGACCGUGGUGGUACCACAACGCGUCGUCAAUGUGUCUUUUUUGUUUUGUUUUUCUCUUGUCAACUAUAUGCCCCAACCAACCCUGUGCUGGAGGCAUGACAAAGCACAAUGGCAUAACCAGCCACACAGACGCACAGGUCCGAAGAGAAAGACAUACUUCACCUGUAAACACUGA
Protopolystoma xenopodis is the source of this 540-nucleotide messenger RNA. The record is from the annotation of a GenBank genome assembly. Lineage: Eukaryota; Metazoa; Platyhelminthes; Monogenea; Polystomatidea; Polystomatidae.